Molecule: messenger RNA, 798 nt
Organism: Parnassius apollo (apollo)
Lineage: Eukaryota; Metazoa; Arthropoda; Insecta; Lepidoptera; Papilionidae
Source: the annotation of a GenBank genome assembly
AUGUCGCCACCAACCGAGACUUGUGCUGCAUGUGCGAAACCUUUACCCAAAAGAGAAUAUCUACGUUGUUGUAAUUGUAAAGGAGUUUAUGACAUUGAAUGUCUAAAUAUAAGCAGUAAACGCUUUUAUUCUUUUUAUUCGUUUAAUAAGGAGCGGAAAGAUAAUUGGAAAUGCCUUUCAUUUGUGAGCAAACUCCCGCGAACGAAUAAUUUGAAUACACCAGUGCGUACUGCUGAGUCUGAAAUUUCUAGUCCCCCGACUUUGGUUGUCUCACCAGAGAACUCGAAUGUGGCAGUCCGCGGCAAACCACCUACAAAAAAUACUCAGGACAAGAACAUUCAUGAAGAGGACAGCAUCAUCAUGGAGAAUAUUAUGUCAGAAUCGCUCGAUGAAGGUACAGCUAUGGACUUCAAACUGCUUCUUGGUGAAAUGAAGGCAAUCCGUGCUGAGAUGCGCUUGUUCCGUAAUUCUAUGACAGAUCUUAUGACUGCCAUUAAGAUGCAAAGCAGCCGCAUUGACUCCAUCGAAACCAGAAUAUCAGCCUUAGAAGACAAGUCAAAAGGCUUACAACGCUGUGAAGUUUCGACUUUGGAAGAGACAGUGUCACAGUUGAAGUCACAAAUAUUGGAACGUGACCAAGACUUACUCGCUAAUGAUAUCCAGAUGCGGGAUUCCCUGAAACCAGUGACUUAUACGUUUUCUAUACAAUAUUAUUACCAAUACGUAAUAGCACACGAGAAAACUGUCACAGUUGGAAAUAUUUUCCAAAGCGGACAAGACAGCCAGGCAAAACAAUGA